GCUUGAAUUUUAUUUUCCUGCUAAUUUUUGCAAAAAUGAAUCCGUUUCCCUGUGGCAUGACAAAAUUCGUAGAUGCCCCGGCGAAAGCGGCAACAGGACGUCGCCAGCCGCGAGCACCAAAGCAACCAAAGGAUGCCACCAAGAAGGGUUGUGCGUGCAAACGUACUUCGUGCAUUAAGAAUUACUGCGACUGCUAUCAGUCCAUGAGAACUUGCCAUGAGUUUUGCAAAUGCCUUGAUUGCAAGAAUACGGUGGAGCGUCCCAUGGUUAACGAAAUUCCACCGAAACAUUCCAGGCGACAGCGUGCCUCGGCAGUGAAUGCCAAAGCAGAGGCUGCAGCUCUCAGGGCUGGCAUAAAGCCGGCAAAAGGAGUUGCUUCUGCUGUUUUUCCAGCCCAAGAAAUAAACAUGCCUCCAGAACAGCCCAUUAGCAUGCUACGCACAGCACCAAAGUCCACGCCUAUAAAACGGCUGUCGAACAAGCCAUUGCAAGUGCCAAAGCCGCCACAGCAGCGGUUAAUGCAUUUAUCAAAUGAAGCGCCUCAACAUUUUCUCCCAGCUCCCAAGUGUCGCUCAGAUCAGGAUAGGUUGAUGAGCCAGCCAUGGAGUUCCUCUACGCCACGGCCAACAGCAGUAAUCAUGGCCUCGCCACGUAGCUCCAAGCCCAAGCAGCCAGAGAAGGAGAAAAAGGAAGAGCAGAAGCCUAAGGAACUGAAUCUGUUCAAUCAGCCCAUCAAUAUGACUGUGCUCCACUGCAUGCUGGUUCAGGCAAUAGAGGCGGAGCAGCUGGGAUUGCAAGAGUUACAAGUGGGCCAAAUGGUACUUUCCGAAUUUGUACACGGUCAGAAGCUCAUUUACGCUGCCUCAUGUGACAAGAAAUGA
Drosophila guanche is the source of this 881-nucleotide messenger RNA. RefSeq names its product CRC domain-containing protein TSO1. Gene Ontology annotation, molecular function: DNA-binding transcription factor activity. The transcript is spliced from 2 exons. NCBI's taxonomy places the organism in Eukaryota, Metazoa, Arthropoda, Insecta, Diptera, Drosophilidae. The record is from RefSeq and is a predicted model, not a curated record. The coding region runs from base 36 to 881 and encodes 281 amino acids.